CGGAAGCGGAAACAGACUUUCUGACUAGCAGAAAGGCGGAUCCCCUCUCUCCUCUCUCCUCUCGGCUACUUUACCUCUCUUAACUUCUAGUUGGCCUGUGUUUUUUACAUGCCAUACCUCGGCAGGUUCACGCCCAAUACAACAAAAACCUGCUUCCUCAAUUAUUAAAACUGUAUUCAGUCGGUUUCUACGACAGACAGGAAGAGUUCAUCAGCCACAGCGAAGCUAGAUAGCUAACUUUUCAACUUGACAACAGGAACAAGAGGCAACAACAGCGGACUGAAGCUCCAGGAAGAUGGGAGAUGGUGGAGAUUUGAUAUGGGCGUUGAAGACCGGGGACAUGGACGAGGUGGAGAACAAACUGAAAGAGGCCGAAGACGUAAACCGGACCCUCGAAGGUGGGAGGAAGCCUCUGCACUACGCUGCAGACUUCGGUCAGAGAGAAGUGUUGGAAUACCUCAUUUCUAAGGGGGCCGAUGUAAAUGCUCCAGACAAGCACGGCUGCACUCCGCUGAUCUCCGCCUGUUUCGAGGGUCACCUCUCCUGUGUCAAGCUCCUGCUAGAAAAGGGAGCUGACAAAGACCGAAAAGGCCCUGAAGGCAUCCGUGCCAUCGAAGCCGCCGAAUGCGAAGAUAUAAAGGCUCUGCUCAAGUGAGACACCACAGUGUGGGAGGUGGCUGGACAGGUGGGUGAACGGACGGACAGACAGACGGAUGCAGUGGUCCCCUGACAGAAGAUUGGACUCGUCCCUUUCACCCCUGAUCAACCUCUGUCUUUAACACUGCUUUUGUCUGUUUGUCGGAGGGUCAUUUUGUCUGUCUGGUGAUUUUUCCUUUUACCUUUUUUGUUUUUCUUUUCCCCACAUUUUUGGGAUAGGGUUUUCUCUCUCGUUCUGGCCUCUGUUUGUAGCCAUUUAACAGAAGAACUUGUCAAUUAUGUCUCCCUUAGGGACCAAACACUGGGGGAGCGCUCUCGCACCUGGAUCCUAGAACACUGCUCAGACUAGAAAUCACUCUGUAAUGUAAACGCAAAGCUUAGCACUUAAAAUACACAUCUCUCAUUUGCAGUUGUUUUUUUUACAACUUCAGUAUAAGUAUUGUAUGGCCAGGGCUUAAUCUCAUAAAACGAACAGUAGUUGCACUGUAUACUAGAUAGAAAAGAAGAGAAAGGUUGUAAAGUUUCAUUAUAUUAACAUUAUGUGUGGCCUCUUCCUCUACCUUCAUUUCUUUUCUUUUUUUAAUAGACCAAACUGUCCCUCCAAUCCUAUCUUGAAAUUUUGGAAACGUUGGUUGAGAGAGGUCAAAUUUUUCCUUUUUUCUACUGGGCAUAUCACUUGCAUAUCAAACGGUGUUUUUGACAAAUUUUACGUAGCUAAUGCAUAAAAUGAAUCACCAUGCUGGUUAACUAGAAAAGACUUGAAUGUUGCAGUUUUAAGAUCUGUCACUGAAUCCCUUUUUUCGAUGCGAUGUUAACAGCACAUAAUAGAGUGAGGAAUUCUAGAAAUUAGUUAAUUUCGUCAUCCCUGGAGUGAGAUUUCAGAGCGGAAAUUCCUGUUUUUGUUGCGGCUUCUGUGUGUUUUUGUAAUUGACGGGCUCUAGGGGGCUCUGAGCGACGGCUAAAUGGGGGUUAGAGUUGAAAACCGGAUGGUGGGGACCGUUGGCGUUCCCUUUGCCUUGGAUUUGGUUAGAAGCCCUGCCUGUUUUUUGCUGCAUGUCAAAAUUGCCUCUGCUUUUAUGCUAUGAAACGGUCGCUGGUCCUCUCUUGGUUGCUUUCAAAAAUGAAUUACUACUAUGUAAUGGACAAAAAAAAAAAAGAUGCUCUUGCUGACUUUGUUGUGACAAAAAGUCUGUAAAAACAGAAAUAAAAAUAUCUAUAAAAAAAAAA
Molecule: messenger RNA, 1884 nt
Organism: Sebastes umbrosus (honeycomb rockfish)
Lineage: Eukaryota; Metazoa; Chordata; Actinopteri; Perciformes; Sebastidae
Gene: mtpn
Product: myotrophin
Exons: 4
Coding region: 296-655 (119 amino acids)
Biological process (GO): regulation of barbed-end actin filament capping
Cellular component (GO): nucleus; cytoplasm
Molecular function (GO): protein binding
Source: RefSeq, a predicted model, not a curated record